CGCCCCCGGGCCGGGGCCGCGCCGCGCCGGGCCGGGCCGCGCCCGGGCGGGGCCGCGCUGCCUGCAUGACCCUCCGGCGGCGCGGGGAGAAGGCGACCAUCAGCAUCCAGGAGCAUAUGGCCAUCGACGUGUGCCCCGGCCCGAUCCGGCCCAUCAAGCAGAUCUCCGACUACUUCCCCCGCUUCCCGCGGGGCCUGCCCCCGGACGCCGGGCCCCGCGCCGCCGCGCCCCCCGCCGCCCCCGCGCGCCCGGCCGCGGCCAGCGGCGGCCGCCGCAGCCCCUCCGACGGCGCGCGCGAGGACGACGAGGAUGUGGACCAGCUCUUCGGAGCCUACGGCGCCAGCCCGGGCCCCAGCCCGGUGGCCAGCCCCGCGCGGCCGCCCGCCAAGCCGCCCGAGGACGAGCCGGACGCCGACGGCUACGAGUCCGACGACUGCACGGCCCUGGGCACGCUGGACUUCAGCUUGCUGUAUGACCAGGAGAACAGCGCCCUCCACUGCACCAUCAACAAGGCCAAGGGCCUGAAGCCGAUGGACCACAACGGGCUGGCUGACCCCUACGUCAAGCUGCACCUCCUGCCAGGAGCCAGCAAGGCAAAUAAGCUCCGGACGAAAACCCUCCGAAACACUCUGAACCCCACCUGGAACGAGACCCUCACCUACUACGGAAUCACGGAUGAAGACAUGGUCCGGAAGACACUGCGGAUCUCUGUGUGUGAUGAGGAUAAAUUCCGCCACAAUGAGUUCAUCGGGGAGACACGGGUGCCCCUGAAAAAGCUGAAGCCCAACCACACCAAGACAUUCAGCAUCUGCCUGGAGAAGCAGCUGCCGGUGGACAAGAGUGAGGACAAGUCCCUGGAGGAGCGGGGCCGCAUCCUCAUCUCCCUCAAGUACAGCUCCCAGAAGCAGGGCCUGCUCGUCGGCAUCGUGCGCUGCGCCCACCUGGCCGCUAUGGACGCCAACGGCUACUCGGACCCCUACGUGAAAACAUACCUGAAGCCCGACGUGGAUAAGAAAUCCAAGCACAAGACCGCGGUGAAGAAGAAGACCCUGAACCCCGAGUUCAAUGAGGAGUUCUGUUACGAGAUCAAGCACGGGGACCUGGCCAAGAAGACCCUGGAGGUCACUGUCUGGGACUACGACAUCGGAAAAUCCAACGACUUCAUCGGUGGUGUGGUCCUGGGCAUCAACGCCAAGGGGGAGCGCCUGAAGCACUGGUUCGACUGCCUGAAGAACAAGGACAAGCGCAUCGAGCGCUGGCACACGCUCACCAGCGAGCUCCCGGGGGCCGCGCUCAGCGACUGACGCCCCCGCUGCCGGACACCCGCUCGGACAUGGAGUCGCUGCCGCCGCCCCCCCUGCAGGCCCCUAGGGUCCCGGCCACCCCCGGGUGUGCGAGCAGGGGCUCCCCAUCUCCAUCCCUGGAGGCGGGAGCCGGAGGACCCCCAGGGGGAGGCCUGGGACCUUCCAGGGGCCAUGGACCCCACCAGCUGUCACCCCACCGUGAGUGCAGGGAGAAGGGGGUGGGAGGGGAGAGAAAGUCUG
This is a messenger RNA of Sorex araneus (European shrew), 1544 nucleotides long. It is a transcript of the gene DOC2B, whose product is annotated as double C2 domain beta. The transcript is spliced from 9 exons. The record is from RefSeq and is a predicted model, not a curated record. Bases 66 to 1304 code for a protein of 412 amino acids. NCBI's taxonomy places the organism in Eukaryota, Metazoa, Chordata, Mammalia, Eulipotyphla, Soricidae. Gene Ontology annotation, cellular component: membrane.